Messenger RNA from Suillus paluster, 2391 nucleotides. Its product is annotated as WD40-repeat-containing domain protein. Lineage: Eukaryota; Fungi; Basidiomycota; Agaricomycetes; Boletales; Suillaceae. Gene Ontology annotation, molecular function: protein binding. The record is from RefSeq and is a predicted model, not a curated record. Gene Ontology annotation, cellular component: small-subunit processome; Pwp2p-containing subcomplex of 90S preribosome. The transcript has 9 exons. Bases 1 to 2391 code for a protein of 796 amino acids. Gene Ontology annotation, biological process: ribosomal small subunit assembly; maturation of SSU-rRNA from tricistronic rRNA transcript (SSU-rRNA, 5.8S rRNA, LSU-rRNA).
AUGAAGGCGAAUUACAAGUUCUCCAACAUCUGCGGGACAGUUUAUCAACAAGGGAACAUUCUUUUUACUCCCGAUGGAAACACCCUGCUGAGUCCUGUCGGGAAUCGAGUAUCAGUGUUUGAUUUGGUCAACAAUAAAUCCCGAACGCUACCAGUCGAGAAUCGCAAAAAUAUUGCUGCAAUCGCCCUCAGUCCAGAUGGGAACGUUCUGGUAUCUAUCGAUGAAGAUGGCAGAGCGUUACUCGUAAAUUUUAAGAGAGGCGUGGUUUUGCAUCAUUUCAACUUCCAAAAACCUGUCAAGGACAUACAAUUUUCACAUGAUGGAAAGUUCAUCGCAGUGACCCAUGAGUCCCAUGUACAAGUUUGGCGCACGCCAAAUCACCUAGUCCGGGAGUUCGCACCCUUUGUACUCCACCGUACAUACACGGGGCAUCAUGAUGAGGUAUCCAGUAUUCGAUGGUCACCAGAUUCAACCUGCUUUAUAACAACAUCGCGCGACAUGACCGCCCGAUUAUUCACCCUCGAUCCCUUGGAAGGCUUUCGACCGAAAACGUUUGCUGGUCAUAAGGACGCUGUCGUUGGAGCAUACUUCUCCGCCAAUGGCAAAUUCAUAUAUACCGUCAGUCGUGAUGGUGCUGUCUUCACAUGGACGGCAAAAGACGAACCAGACGACGCUGAGGCUCUACAGCCUGUUUCUUCAACCUUCGCACGUUCAAUUCCUCAGACAAGGUGGGGUGUACAUGACCGCCACUAUUUCAAUCUCCCAAAUACGAAGGUGGUCUGUACUACCUUCCACCCAUCUUCAAACCUAUUAGUCGUUGGUUUUUCCAGUGGAGUGUUUGGACUUUGGGAGCUUCCGGCCUUCACAAAUAUCCAUACCCUGAGCAUCUCGCAGGAGAAGAUUUCAUCUGUUGCGAUAUCUCCAUCUGGAGAGUGGCUUGCCUUCGGUGCACGCAGGCUUGGACAGCUCCUUGGGCACUAUUUCGAUAUGAACACCCUGGUUUACGCUCCAGAUGGGCAGACCAUCGCCACGGGGGGUGAUGAUGGCAAGCUGAAAGUCUGGUCCGUACAAAAUGGCUUCUGCUUCGUAACAUUCUCCGAGCACACGGCACCCAUCAUGGACAUCACAUUUGCAAAGCACGGCUCCAUUCUCUUCUCUGCAUCCCUUGAUGGUACCGUUCGUGCAUUCGACCUAGUUCGGUAUCGCAAUUUCCGAACGUUCACCUCCCCAUCGCCUGUUCAGUUUUCUUCCAUAGCAGUCGAUCCAUCGGGAGAGGUUGUUGCCGCAGGCUCAACAGACACGUUCGAAGUCUUUAUGUGGUCAGUCCAGACCGGGAAGCUCCUCGAUAUUCUCGCUGGUCAUGAAGCACCUGUAUCUGCGCUUGCCUUCUCGCCAACGGGUGCUAAUCAACUAGCGAGUGGCUCCUGGGACCGCACCAUUCGCAUUUGGAACGUUUUCGGUAGAUCACGCGCUGUGGAGCCUCUUACCCUCUCCUCUGAUGUUCUCUCAAUUGCAUUCCGUCCGGACGGUGUGGAGUUAGGAGCGUCGACGCUUGAUGGCCAAAUCACAUUAUUUGAUGUGCGAUCCGGCAAGCAGUCAAAUGUCAUUGAUGGCCGCAAGGAUGUUUCUGGAGGACGGAAAGCCGAUGAUCGAAUGGGUCGUGUUUACUUGCCUGGUGGGAAUAGCAAGUACGUCUGUCUAUAUGACGUGCGUGGAGGGGAAGGGGUGCUGGUGAAGAAGUUCCAGAUUUCAGAAAACCUCUCGCUGGAUGGCACUCAGGAGUUCCUAGACAGUCGCAAGGUUAACGAUGCGGGUAUUAACAUCGAUCUUAUUGAUGACCGCGGCGAUGCCAGCGACCUAGAAGAUAGGAUGGAUACGGCUUUACCGGGAGCAUCAAGAGGAGCGGGUGAUAUGUCUGUACGAAAGCACCGCCAAGAAGCACGCACGAAAUGUGUGCGCUUCUCACCAACAGGACGUGCUUGGGCAGCCGCAAGCACAGAAGGUCUCUUGAUCUACUCUCUUGACGAUACCGUCAUGUUCGACCCUUUCGACCUCACGUUAGAUCUCACUCCACAAGCUGUGCUCAAUAUCCUCGCAGAGGGCGAGUACCUGAAGGCGCUUGUUCUUGCAUUCCGCUUGAACGAAAAGCCCAUCAUACAGCAAGUUUACGAGCGCAUUCCCCACAGUGAUAUACGACUUGUUGCACGACAGAUGCCUGAUGUUUAUGUCCCUGCACUCCUUCGGUUCACCUCGGAGCAUCUAGAGAAAAGCCCUCAUCUCGAGUUCGACCUCAUUUGGGUGCAGACCGUGAUCACGGCACACUGGUCGCUUCCUGAGGGAUCAGUAGCGGUGAACACGCACCAGUAUUGCGAGCAGCCCAGAAGGCAUUAG